AUGCUGGACGAACGCGAAUUGACCAUCAACCCUGUUGUGCAGGAGAGCAUGAUGCACAAUGCUAGAACUGUCUCCAACAUUCGCUCUCUGACUGCUUCCCUCUUUGGCGUCGCUGCUGGUGUUCUCGGUCUUGAAUCCUUCCCCGGCUUCCUCUUCUACGCUCUGGGCUCCCUGGUCGUCUCUCUGCUCAUCUUCUCUCUUCGCGCCAACGUCCAAGCAAAGUCCUACUUCCACUCGCCCAUUUCUGAGCUGUGGAUUGGCGAUCUUUUCGGAGGACUCAUGAGCUUUGUCCUAACUUGGACUCUCUUUUACGGCCUCGUUCGCGCAUGA
Aureobasidium namibiae CBS 147.97 is the source of this 330-nucleotide messenger RNA. RefSeq lists its product as uncharacterized. NCBI's taxonomy places the organism in Eukaryota, Fungi, Ascomycota, Dothideomycetes, Dothideales, Saccotheciaceae. Gene Ontology annotation, biological process: autophagosome assembly; protein folding in endoplasmic reticulum. The record is from RefSeq and is a predicted model, not a curated record. Gene Ontology annotation, cellular component: membrane; EMC complex; endoplasmic reticulum. Bases 1 to 330 code for a protein of 109 amino acids. The transcript is spliced from 2 exons.